UUAAACCCCAGCACCCUCUCCAACAGGCUCCAGAGGAUUACCUAGCUUCCCAGGAGCCCCCUUGAUAUUUAUUUUCCUAUCCCAGCAUCACACAGCACUCCAGGCAGCCAUGAGUACAGCAACAGAGGGGAAUCAGCAGGUUACCCGGGUCGUGCGGAAGAUUAAGUGCGCGGCGAUGGUCAAUAGCCUGGCUAAGAGCUGGCAGGGCUGGGCUAGCGACCACACUAGCAAGCAGGACACCAUCCCCGCGGGCUGGAUGCCCGACUCCAUCAUCGAGGACGUGGAGAACAAGGAGCAAGCAAUGAGCGAGGUCAAGCAGCUUGUCAACACCCGAGUGGUGACGGUGGACGCCAGUGAGGACCUGGGAGAGGGCAUCAUCCGGGCGGCCAUGUUGACCAAGAAGAGCGUGGCGCAGCCACGGCCCAGCGAGUGCGGCAGCGACUGGGUGAGCACCAUGAAGGAGAAGAUCAACACCAACCAGAUGGCGCCAUCCACGGACGUGAAGACCUUCCUGGGAAACGAGUCGCCCACCAGAAGACGCUACUGCGGGUUCAAGGCGGCGACGACGAAAACCCCCAGCGGCCAGGCGGGCAGGGGGGAGCGGAAGCUGAGCUCACGCAGCAGCAGCCUUGAGACAGAGGACAGCGGCCUCGGGGAGGACACGGCCCUCAGUGACCAUAGCGACCAGAACGAGGCUGAACAGAAGAAACCCGUCGCCAGACCUAAGAUUAAGGUGACUACUAUGUCGGACAUCAAGAACAGGUGGCAGAAGUGGUCUCAGAGCCACGUUGAGAACCAGAAGCUGAACCCCUUCAGUGAGGAGUUCGACUACGAGCACGCCAUGUCCACUCGUCUGCAGAAGGGCGACGCGGGCUACGGCCGGCCCAAGGAGGGCUCCAAGACAGCUGAGCGUGGCGACCGUGCCCACAAGCACAUCCACAAAGAGAUGGACGAGAUGUGCUUCAUCAUCCGCGACUUGGGCAUGACGGACAAGAACGGCCGCACCUACGUCACCUUCGGCCGGCUGUUCGACCGCUAUGUCAAGAUUUCGGACAAGGUAGUGGGCAUCCUGCUGCGCUGCCGCAAGCACAACAUGUUGGACUUCGAGGGGGAGAUGCUUUGGAAGGGCCAGGACGACCACGUCAUCAUCACCCUCAGGGACUGAGCGUGGCCCUGGACUGAACUGAACUGAACUGGACGCCUGAACUGACCCACUGACUAACUCCAAAGAGCUCUGACUGGUCCGCUGCCCAUUUACACAGCCUGCCGGGCAGCUGGCCAGCUUGGCACGGCCAUAUAACAGGGUAGCUACAUAGCCACCACGCUAUGCUAGCCACAGUAAUCUUCCAUGCUGAUCACCUGCUUUUUCUACUGUUAGCAAUACUGUACUGUAUUGAAGAAAUAGGCUAAAUGCACAACUCAUAACUUUCAUUGUGUAGUCAUUACAAUAGGAACGUAGAUUUUUUUUUGUCAUAGUAUGUGAAAUAGAGCGUACUUUUAUUGAAAAUCAUUUGGUCAGUUUUGGUUUGCCGUUUGUGUCUAACUGGUAGGUUAUGUGUUACAUGGCCCCACAUUCUGUUUUCAUAGUCAUCACUCUUCAAGACAACUGAUAACACCUUUGUUUAUAGUAACCUCUUACGGAUAACAUCUUUGGAUUACAGUCACCUCUUACAGUAAUGUGAAGAUUUCUUUCAAAAUGAAAGCAUGCAAACCUUCUUACAGAAGAACAUUUUAUAUUUAUUAGAAAGAUUGUAUUUAUAUGUCAGUGUUUUGUGUUUAUUCUUCUUUAACAAAUGGUGGAUGUCAUUUCCUCUAACAGCUCAAUGCUACACUCAAAGCUUUGGUUUGUGACUGGAAAUAAAGUCUCCUUGCCAAAGA
Molecule: messenger RNA, 1878 nt
Organism: Alosa alosa (allis shad)
Lineage: Eukaryota; Metazoa; Chordata; Actinopteri; Clupeiformes; Clupeidae
Gene: abraa
Product: actin binding Rho activating protein a
Exons: 2
Coding region: 110-1165 (351 amino acids)
Biological process (GO): positive regulation of Rho protein signal transduction; positive regulation of transcription by RNA polymerase II
Cellular component (GO): sarcomere
Molecular function (GO): actin binding
Source: RefSeq, a predicted model, not a curated record